Neoarius graeffei (lesser salmon catfish) is the source of this 2075-nucleotide messenger RNA. It is a transcript of the gene tsc22d3, whose product is annotated as TSC22 domain family, member 3. Bases 388 to 1002 code for a protein of 204 amino acids. Gene Ontology annotation, biological process: regulation of transcription by RNA polymerase II. The transcript has 3 exons. The record is from RefSeq and is a predicted model, not a curated record. Lineage: Eukaryota; Metazoa; Chordata; Actinopteri; Siluriformes; Ariidae.
UGUGAGGAGGAGGGGACAGAAAAGCUUCGACAGCUUCUGGUUUUGCUUUCAAACACUCGCUGCAUGCCAUAUCACCUCCCUGUGCACACAUAACCGGCAUAGCACAGACACUCUCAUUCAAACACUCUUGUACACGUUCACGGAGGACUCACAUCGACACAUAUACACAAACACAGAGUUUUUGUCCAGCCACCCACUUGGAUGACUAGAGCUCCAACGGAGAGCACCUGCAGGGAGGCAAGGGAGCAAGGAAUUCUCCAUAUUCACAGCUAAAACAAACAUACGCCUGCUUCGCUGGAGUUUCAGAGCUGCCAGCAUUACUGAUUGGAUCGUGUGUGUUUGUGUAUGUGCAUGUGAGAGGAAAUCUAUCUUCCCUGAAUUGGCCUGAUGUCAAACGAAGACUGUCGUUCCCCCAUUGGCCUGGAUUGCUGCAGCUGCUGCUUGGAUCUAGCCAAUGGAAGCGAGCCAGAACCAGGACGAUCUGGACUCCCCAGCCUGGGAAGCCCGACCUCUAUCAAUAACUUCAGGCAGCUCCGGGACCAGCUGAUUUUCCAGAACCUGAACACAGACAAGUUGAACACCAUCAUGAGACAGGAUUCGCUGGAGUCGGUGGUGCGUGACCCCUGCUACCUGCUCAACGAGGGCAUCUGCAACAGCAACAUCGACCAGACCAUGCUGUCAAUUCUGCUCUUCUUCCACAGUGCCUCUGGUGCUAGCGUUGUGGCUAUAGACAACAAGAUUGAGCAAGCAAUGGAUCUUGUGAAAAACCACCUUAUGUAUGCAGUUAGGGAGGAAGUCGAGAUCCUGAAAGAGCAGAUCAAGGAGCUGGCUGAAAAGAACAACCAGCUGGAGCGUGAAAACAGCUUGCUGAAGAACUUGGCGAGCCCUGAGCAGCUGGAGAAGUUCCAGUCACGUCUUCCAUCAGAAGCCCUGCUUCCACUGGAAAUGCAGGGGCUGGAGACGUCCGAGCAGCGCAGCCAGUACAAGGGCUCGGCUGUAUAAGUGGCUCUGCAUUGGGGCGGGCAGAGUCACGGCUCUCACCUGAAAUGGACCUCACAAGUUGUCGUCGUUGUUGAUGUACAGCUUCCACAUGAAGCUGGCUGUACAAAUGGGGGGGAGAAAACCUGACCCAAAUGAAAGCCUCCAACGUUUUCAGUGGCCUUUGCCUCUUCUGUAAUAUCCGACAAUCUCUUCGGACUUAUGCGGAAAAAGAGAGAGUGAUGUAGGUUGCAGUACGACCAGACCACCGGCUACGUGGAGGGGGAACCCGGCCUAGCUUUUCUCUUGCUGCCUCUUGAGGACGAGAAAGGCUUGUCUGACAGUGCUGGUCCUGGAAAAAAAAAAGCACCAAGGGAAUGUUCCCUUAGAGACUUGCUUUCAGAGUCACAAGAGCCCCAUGUGGAGUUCUCAAUGCUACAAGCUACCUGGGAUUGCACAUGGUCAGGCCUGUUGACUGCCUGUUAACAGUCUCACAUGCACACAUCCACAAGAGCUUGUGUAGUUGAGCUGGACCUUUUAGGUUCCAUGCUAUUACAUUUGGUGAAUUCUUUUUUAUAAUUUUUUUUUUUUAAAGAAAUCACAUGCUUCCUUUUUUUUUUUUUCUUUGCCGAUGGGGCUUGCUGCUUGUAAGGGAUGUUUUUUUCUUUUGAAACUGAACAAAAUCAACUCCUGUAAACUGUUGAUUCUUUUGUGGGGGGAAGUGAUGUGUAUAAAUUUGCUUAGUUCUGUAAAUGAGCACAUGAUGUAAAGAAAAGUGAUGGACUGAUGGAGUGGAGCAGCAUCUGCUCUUUUUGCAUGUGCACUCCUGAUAUUGCCAACAUGGUCACUGGCAGGACUUGUUUGUGUAGGCAUCUCGUCCGAAGACGACGACAUGAUCUUGAGCUAACUUUUCUAACUACCAAAGUCUCACUUAAUACUUCCGUCAUUCAUUGGCGAAGGUAUCUUUUUUUUUUUUUUUUUUUUUCGCCUGUUUUUAAAACAUGAGUGUUGUUGCUUCACUGUGUCCAUUGAACAAUGUUUUCAACAAUGUAUGGAUACAAAAUGCACACAGCAAUAAACCUUAUGUUUACACUAAA